Messenger RNA from Centruroides sculpturatus (bark scorpion), 776 nucleotides. RefSeq names its product acetylcholinesterase-like. Gene Ontology annotation, molecular function: acetylcholinesterase activity. Lineage: Eukaryota; Metazoa; Arthropoda; Arachnida; Scorpiones; Buthidae. Bases 24 to 416 code for a protein of 130 amino acids. Gene Ontology annotation, cellular component: plasma membrane. Gene Ontology annotation, biological process: acetylcholine catabolic process; choline metabolic process. The record is from RefSeq and is a predicted model, not a curated record. The transcript is spliced from 2 exons.
CUCAUCAGGCGAUAGGCGAUUCGAUGUUCAAGUGUCCUACAAAUUUCCUGGCAGAGAAGCUUGCAGAAAAGAAAUUCAACGUGUUUCAUUACACUUUUAAGCACAGAAGCGGCACAAAUAUAUACCCAAAAUGGACCGGAGUACCUCAUUUCGAAGAAGUUCAAUUCGUAUUUGGUGUUCCUCUAUUGAAAACAAACGAAUACACCGUCGAAGAACAAGAAUUCAGUAGAAAUCUCAUCGAACUUUGGACUUCGUUCGCUAAAACUGGGACUCCACAUGUUGAUAACUUGGAAAGAUGGCUUCCGUACGCUAAUCAAAAACCGAAUUCUAUAAACUUGCAACCGAAAAACAUAAAACUCACAAAGUCAAUUCCGAACGAACACUGUGAAUUUUGGAAAACUCAUUUUGACGUAUAAUUAUAGUAAUUGAGGAGUUAAAUGGAAAAAUGGCAUACACUACACUAGAAAGCUUUUUAGAUAAAGAACGAUUUGUAUUUUAAUUCGCCACAUUUUAAUAUGCAUCGCUUUGUCAAUAUGGAUGUAUAACGUGGAGGGCAUGCAACUGAACCAUCAAAGUUAUUUAGAAAAUAGAUUAAUUAAUGAUGCAUAAAUCCAUAUUUGUUAGUAACUCAUAUUUUUGUAGUUUUGUGUGAUUUGCCGUUUUCCACUCAGCCCCUUGAUUGUAAUUGCAAUUGCAAAAUUUACAUUUCUUGUACGUCUUUAGCAACUUCGAGGACUGUUGUUGGUAAAUGUAGUUUGUGUAUUUUAAAAUAAAAC